Messenger RNA from Paramecium tetraurelia, 1962 nucleotides. RefSeq lists its product as uncharacterized. Gene Ontology annotation, molecular function: ATP binding; protein kinase activity. The transcript is spliced from 4 exons. Lineage: Eukaryota; Ciliophora; Oligohymenophorea; Peniculida; Parameciidae. The record is from RefSeq and is a predicted model, not a curated record. Gene Ontology annotation, biological process: protein phosphorylation.
AUGGGUGCCUAAGAGAGCAAGUAGGAGGGACAAAUACAGGAUUCACGCUAUGGGAAAGCCACUUUGAUUAGGAAAUACAAUUAGAUUUGCGCAAUGAGGAAAGUGAUAAUCUAGGAUGAAAGUCAACAUGAUGGAUUUGUGAAGAGGGCAAAGGUUGAACAUCCAAAUUUGGUGAAAAUAUUGGAGAGUGGAAUACAGAAGGAAUAGGAAUUGUGCACUUCUUAUCACAUAAUGUAUGUCGUAAGUGAAUAUUACUCUACUUCAUUGCAUAAGGAGAUUGCGAAUAGAAAAGGUAGAGGAGCAUUCUGGACAGAGUAGGAACUGUGGAAUUAAUUGUUGGGCCUUGUUAAUUUGUUGAUGACUAUGCAAGAAGCACAUUUAGUGCAUCAGAACAUCAGGCCUUUGACUAUUAGUUAUGUGAAUGAACACACCUUAAAACUUUGCGACAAUUACUUUCAAUAGAGUGCAUUUCAAAUGGCUCAAUAGAAUCCAGAGAAUUAGAAAUUAUUUGAAUUAUCACCAAAGUUAUUGGAAGCCAUCAAUCAGAACAAUCAAUAUCCCAGACACAAUAUGUAUAAGAGUGAUGUAUGGAGUCUGGGAAUGUGUAUGUUGCAAGCCAGUUUGUUGGAUCACUGUCGAGAUUCUUUUGAUUUUGAAGGAGGCCAUGUGGAUGUGUCAAGGAAACUAGCUCUAUUGAGGAAGAAUUAUUCAAUUAAGUAUGAGUAGGUUAUCGUGGCCAUGUUGUCGAUGGAUGAAGAAUCCAGGCCGGAUUUCAAUCAAGUAAUGAAUCUGAUGAAAGGCAAUCCAGAUGCAGGAGUAUCUAAAUCCUUGGAGAAUUCCUUGAUCAAUAGUUCUGCAAUUUGUAUGGAUUCCAAGCCUCCCAUGAAUUUGAAGGAAGACAUCCUACCAGAAACAUUAAAUCAAUUGAAAGAACAAAUUGAGAGCAGACCCAGCAAAAUUAUGGUUGAAUUAGAGCAAUUAAGAAUCAAACCAAAGAUUGUGAUCAAGAAGACCAAAAAGAAAGAGUUGGGGUUUUAUAAGUAUUAGGAAUAAAUGGUUAUUAGAGAUCCUAGCAAAUCAGCUAUCUAAUAAUAGAAAUUAACUAGUUAUCCUUCAGUUGACUAUUCAUUCAAUAAACAAUUAGUGAAUUCUUCGUUAUAAUUUACAAACUCUUCCUAAUAGAAACAAUUCACCGAUAAGGAGAAGAUCGAAUAGUUAAUAGGAAAUGGGUUGUAAUCGUACUCAAUAGGUCCUUUUGUAGUGCCCACUGUAUCGUCCAAACCUCGGAUAUCCUUAGUGGAAUCACAAAAGCCUUUUUACUCAGAUACCACUAAAACUACCUAGUAAUCAAAUCCCCAGGUAAUCACCAUAGACACUCAUCCAUCAUGCAAUAGCAUUCCUUUAAGUUACACUGAAAUACCAAUUAGUUAUGUUGCGAAGAAAGACAUAAAUUAUAGAUAGGAAAUGGAAUAGAUGAUCGAAUUGAAUAGAUCAAGAUGUUUCAAAACUGAGCAAUAUUAAGAUGGAUCAUCAUAUGUAGGAGAGAUAUAUAAUCAAUUAAGAGAUGGUUUUGGAAGAUAUCAAUUUGUUGAAGGUGGCUAUUAUGAAGGCUAAUGGAAAUAGAAUAAAAUGCAUGGUUAUGGUACUCUCUUCUAUGGUGUUGGCUAAAAGGCAUAUGAAGGAUAAUUUGAAAAUGAUUAAUUCUCUGGAUUUGGAACAUUGUACAAUAAGGAACCAACCAAAGUGGAUACUCCAUUUGAUUGUUCGAAUUUUGAUCUGAUUGGAAAUUAUUGGGUUAAGUAUGUUGGCAAUUUUAAGAAUGAUCUUAAGGAUGGCCAAGGAGCAUUAUAUUUAUCGAAUAAUGAAUGUUACAAAGGAGAAUUCAAUCAGGAUUACGUUGAUGGACAUGGUACUUUUGGUUCAAUUAUUGGAGUUUGGAGUAAAAAUAAAUUGAUUAAAUGA